AUGGUCAAAACACGUAAAUCCAUGCCAAUACGACCUACACCAGAAGGCGAGUCUUCGGACACAAGUGAAAAGCAGACAUCCCAAAAACCGUCAUUCAAGUCUUUAGUAAUCAGUCGAUUAGAGGAGAAAGAGGAACUACAACAUUUGAAUGAUCGGUUUGCUCAGUAUAUCGAAUACCUCCAUAAAAGUAUUUUUGGUAAAGAAUUCCGUUGUCAUAUUGAUCUUUUAACGGAAUCAUUGAAGGACAAAUUGAAUGAUUAUGCAGAAGGUUUUGCAAACGAAGUUGAGUUAUUGCGUCAAAAUCUGGAUAAAAGUUCAUUGGAGUCAGCAAAUGCUAAAAUUCAAUUGAAAACAGCUACAUCAGAACUAGAGGAAACAGUUAAACAGCUAAAACGUUCAAAAGCUAAAGAGACUGAUUUAAACUCUAAAGUUGCUUCUUUAACUAAUCAGUUAUCUAAAUUACAAAGUGAAUUGGCAGAUUGUAUACAUUAUAAAACAGAUUAUGAUUCUUUAAUGGAACAACAGAAAAUGCUAAAAUCUCAAUUAGAAAAUGAAACUCUAUUGCAUACUGAUACCAAAAAUAAACUGUUAACUGCUUUGAAACAGUUGGAGUUUAAGGAUCAAUUACUAGAUAAGGAACGUAAUAUAUGGAAUAACGAAUCAAUUCAGUUACAUUUAACAUCAAUAAUUAAAAAAGCUGAAAAUAAUUAUCAUGAUAAGUUACAGGAUUUACUGUACGAUUUACGUUCACAAAUGGAGAUACAGUAUAAUGAAGCAAGAAUAAAAGUAGAGGAAGGCUUGAAGGCUAAUUUAGAUGCUGAGAAAUUACGAUCGAAUAUGCUAGAAAGAGAUCUUAUGAAUAAAGUUAAAGAAUGUCAACGAUUAUUAUCAUUAUUAUCUUCACAUACAAAUGAUUUAUCCAAUUGUCAAGAUGAAUUAGAAGCUGCAAAUAAACAGAUUCAAAGUCUUGAACAAAGAUUACAAGUGAAUGAGGAUAAAAUGCAUAGAAUAGCUAGUCAACAUCGUGGUGAAAUAGAACGCCUUCUAAAUCUAUUAGCUGAUAAAUCAGCUGAAUGUACUGAAUUAAGUGGAAUUAAAAUACAAUUAGAUGCUGAAAUUGCUAUGUAUAGAAAAUUAUUAGAAUGUGAAGAGUCUCGCCUUGAUAUAUCUCCAGAUAAAAAAAUGACAGGUAAACCAAUUAUUCGAAUAUCUACGGGUAAAAAACGUUCAUAUGAGAAGUUGUCAUCUUCAAUACUGACAGAAUCGCACCCAUCAACUUCAAGUUCAGCUAAUGUUGAUUUAGAUGCUGUAGUUGAUUUGAGUAAAUCUGUUGUUGUUACAACUGAAAAUUCUUCAACUUGUCGUCGUCCUUUAACUACCACUUCUAUAUUUCCACGUCAUUCAUCUCGUUCUACUUAUUCCACUAUUGCAAAAGAAACAAUGGAUUCAACAGAUACUUUACAUUUAAGAGCAGAGAUAUUGGAAUCAAUGGAUAAUAAUUUCAAUUUGGAGAAAAAUAAUCUGUCUACAUCAUCAUCCAGUUUAGUUGGAAAUUCUUUGCGUAUAACAUGUCGUUCUGAUGGUCCAAUACAUUUUGCAAGUGCUGAUCCAGGUGAUGGUUUAGUACGUAUUUAUAAUGCUAGUGAAAAUGCAAUUGAUUUAGGUGAUUGGCGCCUGUAUAGUGGUCCAACACACGAAGGUUCAUUGGAUUAUGCAAAACUUUACACCUUUCCAAAAUCUCAAAUUUUACAACCACAUACAGAACUACAGAUUUUUCUUUGCUGGGCAGCUGAACCUUCACAAGUAUCUGCUUCUAAACGUUCUCGUCAUCAAGUUACUGCAGUUUUGCAUUUAAUCACUCCAAUUUCUGUUUGGAAUCCUUACAGCAGUUUAAUUGCCUUACAAGAUUCAGUUGGUUCUGUUCGUGCUACUUGUGAAAUGGAGCCAUGUAGUGAAAAAUAUUUGCGGACAUCAAAAGUUUCACAUAGUAUUACUGACACUCAUCGUUCCGGUGAUACUUCAACUGUAUUAAUUGGUUCAGAUGAUAAAACUUCUUCAGCUUUUCAUCAAGAAGUGAGUACACAAGACGAAGAUCAAAAUCGAUCUAUACCGAGGACAUCAAUAGGUCAUGGUGAUUAUUUUGAUUUCCCACAGCGUCGUCUUAGUUCACUUGGAUUUCGUAAUACUAUAUGGCCAUGCGAAACCGGUUUAACAGGAAAUGGAUCAAGUGCAUUUACAUGUACAUUAUUGCAUCAACCAAUAAAAUUUCUCAAUCAGAACAGCGACAGGAACAGGGAGUUUAAUUUCCCGAAGUCUCCAUCACAAGAAGAUCAUAAAAGAAAGAUUUCUUCAUCUGAAAAUGAUAAUGAUACUGAUUUACCUUCAAAAAUACUAUGCAGCGAUGAAAAUAAAUUACCUAAUGAUAUUUCAUCAUCCCCAUCAUUAACCUUGAAUAAAACAUCUUCAAAACUUCUCUCAGGAAAUAAUCCAUUAUGGCCAAUAGGUAAUAUGAAAAAGAUGGUCAACAAGAUUUCAGAAGUAGAUACUAUUACUAUGAAUAAAAUGAUAGCUGAAUGUCGAAGAAAAUUAUCUUCUCGGUCAAAUAAAAAUGUACUCCAAUUAAUUCAAGGUAUAUCAAAUGAAUGGUUUGUUAUAUUACUGCAACAAAUUGAAAGUGAUAAAUUUCAACAGUUGGCUAAUUUUAUUGCUAAAGAACAAAGUAGUGGAGUAACAAUCUAUCCACCUAUUGAACAAAUUUUCUCAUGGACCAAAUUAUGCUUACCAGAAGAUAUACGAGUUGUAAUCUUAGGACAAGAUCCAUAUCAUGGACCGAAACAGGCACAUGGUUUAGCCUUUUCAGUAUGUCGACCUGUACCUGCACCACCCAGUCUUGUCAAUAUGUAUAAGGAGAUAAGUUCAAGUAUGAAUUUAGUGGAUUGUGAGAACUGGCCACCGAAACAUGGUGAUUUAACUGGUUGGGCAAAGCAAGGUGUACUUUUGUUGAAUGCUGUAUUAACAGUACGCGCUUCAGCCCCCAAUUCUCAUAAAGAUAAAGGAUGGGAGUUCCUAACAGAUGCAGCUAUUCGUUACUUGAAUAAAAAACGUUCGAAUCUAGUUUUUAUGCUAUGGGGUGCUAAUGCUCAGAAACAAGGUCAAUCAAUUGAUCAUAAUCGUCAUUUAGUAUUGAAUGCUCCACAUCCAUCACCUUUAUCAGCUAAUCGUGGAUUUUUUGGUUGUGAUCAUUUUGUUAAAGCAAAUGAAUAUUUAAAACAGCAUAAAAUUCAACCAAUUGAUUGGAUGAAACUAGACUAA
Heterobilharzia americana is the source of this 3312-nucleotide messenger RNA. The record is from the annotation of a GenBank genome assembly. NCBI's taxonomy places the organism in Eukaryota, Metazoa, Platyhelminthes, Trematoda, Strigeidida, Schistosomatidae.